Messenger RNA from Rotaria sp. Silwood2, 1688 nucleotides. Lineage: Eukaryota; Metazoa; Rotifera; Eurotatoria; Philodinida; Philodinidae. The record is from the annotation of a GenBank genome assembly.
AGGUUGCUCUUUCAAAUGGUAUGUUAUAAAGAAAAUGAUGAUUUGAAACACGCACGAAGACAAUCAUAAAAACAAGUGGUUGAUCAAUUUUGGAACGGUGAAAAAUGACAGGCUUUUAUCAUUUCUUAAAUAAAAACUGAACAGACUGAAAUUUUGACCUGUGAUUUGAUGUAUCAAUGCGAGAUAUUAUGGGCUAAGUUACGGUGAAAACCAGACCAUUCUAGCUUAUUUAACUUUUGAGAUAUGAAUAAAACAAAAAAAAUUCAAUCAGAUGGUUGAUCAAUUUUGGUAUCCACUGUAUAUGUUAAUGACUUGUUUGUGUCAGUCGCUAUCAUUGAAUAAAAUGAAUAGAUGACCUCGAUGAAAAAAAAUAGCGUAGAUACAUAGUCCAGUUAGUUUACUAAUGACUUUUUUCGUCAAUAUCUAAUAUUAUUUUCAUCGAUAGUCAUGUCUUAUUCAUGCGAAAAUGAAGAAGUCAUGUUGAAGAAAGGUAAACGUAAUAUUUACUAUAUAAAAACUGAUGUAAGUUUAUUCAUAAAUGCUUAGUAUAAUAUCUACAGUACCUUGACGUCAAAUUGAGGAUAAAGGUGUCUCGUUAAUUAUUUCUCCUUCAAUGUUUUUUUAUUAUUUAGUGACCAUACUUUGGUGUUUGCUAGAGGACACCGUGGACUAUCAAAUUGUAUACUAAUAUCAGUUAACCAUUGAAUUGACUUUACAGAGCGAAUAAACAAAAAUGUAUGUCGAAAAAAGUGUGACAUGAAAUUUAUAAAUUUUUAAAACUUAUUUAUUUGACAUAGAUAAAAACUGAUUUACAUGAAAAUUAACAUCUUUAGUGACUAAUAACUACUUUAGUCACCAAGUUCAGAAGUGUUAUUCGAAAGGUUUCUAUUUAAUAAAAGAUUAUUCAAUGUUAUAUUAUGCAUCCAUAUUUAUCUCAUUACCUUCGUCUUCAUGGUUUUCUUUUUUGUCUACUACUUCGUAUUUGUUUGCAUUCUUUCUAUUAUCUAUAGACCCAUCCAACAAAGGAUAACUGUCAAUUAGCAUAUGGUAGUAUUAAUGAACAUGUAUAAUCAUUGUUUUCGCUUCCUUCCGCACUAUUACUGUUACGAUUGUCAGAAUCGAUGGCUAUUUCUUUCAUAACUAAGCAAAUCAGAAUAGUUAAAUAAAUCGCUAUUGGCAAAUGAUAGCUGCUCUGUGUGGGUAUAUUAUAGAACUGUAAAACUAUAAUAAACACUUACUAAUAAGUACAUCUUUUGCUAAUAACACGAUAUUAUGUUGAAAAAAUUAUUCAAGAAAAACGUUCAGAUGGUAUUUUACUUAGUUUUGAUGAACAAGCAGCAUUAGAUUGUGCUAUUGAAUUACAUCAAUUAGGUAUUCUUAAAACAUAUUCAUUCAAUGUAUUAGGUACACUCAUUGAAUCAAUUCAAAUAGCUAAAGAUCGAUUUUUAUUUACACAAAAAAUGGCUUCUAUUGGAGAAAAAUUUCUUCCCUAUGAAAUUGUUAAUUUGAUUGACGAGGCAUUGAUAUCAGCUGAAAGACUUGGUUAUCCAGUUCUUGUUCGUGAUGCUUCUGCACGGGAUAAUCUUCCAUCAAGCUUUGCCGAUAAGCCUGAAAAAUUAAAAUCUUUAUUUACUUCAGUCUUAUCUGGUUCAUCACAAUUAUUCAUGAAUAAAUCAGUCAAAGGUUGA